Adineta steineri is the source of this 1095-nucleotide messenger RNA. NCBI's taxonomy places the organism in Eukaryota, Metazoa, Rotifera, Eurotatoria, Adinetida, Adinetidae. The record is from the annotation of a GenBank genome assembly.
AUGUUGUCUUUGAAUGAUGCUGCUCAUAAUGCUGAACAAUAUUCAGCCUUUGUCGAACAGCAUAUGAAUGAACGUCGUCAACGUGUUGAACAACUUGAUUCUUUUGUUCGUCAUCGACUUCGUCUUUAUCGAGAAGCACAAGAACAUGUUCAGCGACAAACAACAAAUAAAACUAUUGAAACAGUUGCUUUACCACCUCCACCUACAUCAGGUGACACAGUUAUUGUUUUAUCACAACGAGCUACAACUCCACUUCUCGAAAAAUCAUCAUCAUCAUCAUCGUUUCAUCCAUGUGAAAUGACAAACCGUGUUCGUCAUAGUAAACAACGUUUAGCAUCAAAACAACUUAUUCAAUCAGCUGAGACUUCAUCAACCGAUGAUAUACAACCUGUUGGAACUUGGCUUAAUCCUGCACCAAUAAUAACACCAAGGACAAAUGAACAGCCACGACCUUCAUCAGCAACAACACUUCAGCGAUCCAUGAGUGAAAAUCAUCUUUCAACAUUUGCACUUAAAGCAUUGACUAAUUCAUUAACUAAUGGUUUAACAAAUAUUGAAAAUCGUAAACGUCUUCAAGCAACGCGUGCUUUAUUUAUGACUAUUGAACGACGAAAAGUUAAAGAAAAUUUACUUUUAAAUAAACAAAAUAAAGAAAUGCAACGUCUUGUUGAAUUGAAAGAAGCUGAACGUUUGCAUCAAGAAGAAUCUCUAGCACAAAGACAAGUUUCAACAACUCAUACUGUUUCAGCUAAAUUUGUAGAUCAAUCUGUCGUCGAUGUAAAUAGUGUUGAUCCAAAACAAUUAGCUCAUAUUCGAAAACAACGUAUACAUGAACAAAAACGACGUGAAAUCGAACGGUACAUUAAAAUACUCAGUAUAAGAUUUGAUUCAGAGUACAUUCGAGCAUUGAAAACAACAUUGCGAGAACGUUGUUCAAAACGUGGUAUUAAUGUACCAACAUUAUGUUCAUGUCAUUCAACUAUUUGGGAUGCUGAUCCAAUGGCAUGUUCACAAAAUUGUUCAUUUUAUCGAAAUCCCACAGCAUUUGCAACAUCACUUCAUAGUUUACUCACAUCAUGUCAAGCCACAAAUUAA